AUGGAGGCCUCCAUCAAUGAGAGGCAUCUCAAAGACUUCGUCCGCCUUCUUCAAUGUGCAAGCAGGUAUGGAGAGGAGCUAUGUAUCCACGCCAAUAAGGAUCACUGGGAGCUCGCAGUGACCAACUCGUCCAAAUCCGCCUUCUGCCUCUUCAAGCUCCAACCUCGCUUCUUCUCUCGAUACAAGGCACUGGGAACUCCUUCUGAGCAGAGGAAAGGCGUCAAGUACAAGCUCUUGGUGAAGAGCGUACUUGCCGUAGUCAGCAAGACAUCGACCACAGCAUCCAUCGAGCGGCUCGAUCUGAAGAUCUACGACCCGACUGGCAAUCUCCGAGCCCGGUCGAGUAGCGCUUCCGCCUCAAGUGGUACCGUUGGCGAUACUACCGGCUCGAACCUUAGUCACCACUUUGACGAUGACUAUCACGAGGAGAUCAACAUGCGGGGUAGUGUGCUGGUCGUCAGGCUGGUGUGCAAGCAUGGCGUGACCAAGAAACACACCCUCAACCUUGGCUCGACCGAUUUCGACCGCGCCAUCGUCGAUCCCGACUCCACCCCUUCCUCAUUUACCAUAUCCGCUCGUACACUCCGAAACUGGCUCGACCACUUCUCCCUCACGUCCAACUCUGGCUCGUCAGCCCACAAUCCCGCUCGAGCGGAGAAUCAGCUGGGGUGGAUGUUUGGCAAGAAUGAAGUCAGGCUCAAGAGCUGGGCGGGGUCGGAUAAGGAUUUGUGUACCGAGAUCAAGGUGGAUGUGGCGGAAUUUGGGACGGACAGGGAGGGACAGGACCGGUAUUGGGUGGAGCAGGAGCGGGUGGAUUUGACACUGCCAAUGAAGGAGUUCAGGGCUACUCUACAGCUCGCCGAUAGCAUGUCCAUCGACCUCACUAUCGCCUUCUCCGAAUCUUCUCAGCCACUCACCAUGGUCUACACCGGCGGCGAGGAGGACGACUUUGACAUCUUCUGCGCUAUCGCCACGAUGGCAUGCGACGCCUUCCCCGUCGAUCUCGGCCGACCAGCCGCUAAUGGACAAGCGCCGGCCCCGCCUCCAGUCGGCGGUCUCGAUCCGAAAGGUCGGCGCAUUGUCAGCGAUCUUACCGAAGACGGUCAUCCUCAGCGCCCUGGGCCAGAGCAGGCGGAAGGGAGCGUCCAGCGACAACGGUCGCAAACGCCUAGUAGGCGGACAUCUCGGCUCGAGCUCACGCCGAGUAAUCGGGUCGGGUCGGAGCGGCCCGCGGUGGUUUACAAUUCUCAGCCGACUCAGGCGCAGGGGUGGCGGUCAUCCCAGGUCGGCAACGGUGUCGGGUCAUCUCAGCUGGGGCAUGGUGGAGGAGCCGGAUCUUCGCAGGUUGGGAAUGGCGAGCCAGGGCUGGGAGACGUGGGAGAACCGCUCUUCCUUGCAAAUAGUCAGGAGGAGCAGGACGAGCCGAUGCCUGCCCAGUCGCAGCGGAUGACGCAGGAGGAGGCUCUUCAGAGAGCAGGAAUCUCGCAGGCCGACGUGGAUAGCUUCCUGAACGAGGCGGAUGCGGAGGAUGACGAGGAGUGGAACAAAGCUCGACAAGCCCAGCAGCUAGCUGGGAAAGCUGAGCCCGAGAUGCCCGGUCCAGACGACUGGGACGACGCGGACCUCCAGCACGAAGGCGGCCGAUUCGAAGCGGACAAUUCGGUCUUUGACGACAUGUCCUUCAAUCCACCAUCCUCCAUGCCCACUACUAUCCCUCGUCAUCCCGGGCCCCCGCCCCGCCUCUCUCCUGCCAAACGCGCAUACACAUCGCCGACUCGACAACCUCUCCCGGCCAAGACGUCUACUCGGUCCGAGCGUCUUCCGACGCGAUCGCCGCCUACACGGGUCGAACGGGGCCGGUCAGCGCAAAGCGUGCGGGAUAGUACAGGGGCGGGACCGUCAGGCCGGGCAAGUCUCAGCAGGAGUAGGAGCCCGCUCAAGGUCACGCCGAUAGCGAGGAUGCAGGCGAGAGUGAGGAGUCAGACCGAGGAGGAGCGGGAAGAGAUGGGUGGGGUGGAGGUGGGCCCGUCGAGAAGUUCAGAGAGGGAAAUGAGGACGCCGCCGACGGGACAGGGGGCGAUGCUGCAGGGGGAUGAUCAGGACGAUGAUGAGGAGAUGGCGCAGUCGCAGAGGAGUCCGGAUGGAUUCCAGGCCUUCUUCGAUGAUUGA
Messenger RNA from Dioszegia hungarica, 2169 nucleotides. Its product is annotated as Rad9-domain-containing protein. The record is from RefSeq and is a predicted model, not a curated record. Bases 1 to 2169 code for a protein of 722 amino acids. Lineage: Eukaryota; Fungi; Basidiomycota; Tremellomycetes; Tremellales; Bulleribasidiaceae. The transcript is spliced from 7 exons. Gene Ontology annotation, cellular component: checkpoint clamp complex. Gene Ontology annotation, biological process: DNA repair; DNA replication checkpoint signaling; mitotic intra-S DNA damage checkpoint signaling.